Molecule: messenger RNA, 8897 nt
Organism: Ixodes scapularis (black-legged tick)
Lineage: Eukaryota; Metazoa; Arthropoda; Arachnida; Ixodida; Ixodidae
Product: zinc finger protein 628
Exons: 3
Coding region: 775-2493 (572 amino acids)
Cellular component (GO): nucleus
Source: RefSeq, a predicted model, not a curated record
GCGUCGCAGGGGGCGCUGCUGCUCCGCAAAAGACGCUUCGUCGAGGUUGUAACGUGGUUGGUUCGCAUCGAUGAAAAAAAAUCCUCCUUUUGAGCGCUUUUCCUCGGGUUUUCGAUAAACGCGGGCCGUCGUCUUUUCGGGCUACGCGCGACAACGGCCGAGUGCAAUUAAAAAUGUGACAGCUCACCACGCCAUGGAGUGCCUCGCCAGUCGGUUCCCGUCGCACGGAGCCGGCCGCGGCGUCUGCGGACCUGACCACGAAUGGCGCUUUUUUUGUCUGUCCGGAGCAGUUUUUCUCCGAGCUCUACGAAUGAUUAAAAGCGAGGUGAUUAGGCCUACCGCGCAUCCACUGAGCCGAGUUCGUCGAUUCGUCUGUCAACGUGCGAAGUCCCCCACCGUCUCCAUGGUGAGAAAACGCUGCCGCAACGAGAGGUGAACGGCGGCCAGCGCCGGCCAAGCGACCCAGCGUCCGCAAGCAAAACAAGCCAACAGAGCCAGCCGGACGGUUUUUUGCUGUACGGGCAGCCAGUGUCAGGGAUCCCCCCACUGGCUGCCUUCGACCCCCUUCUCCGUGCGGAUUUUGCUCCAUUUCCACGAGCCGGGGCCCGGAUUUUUCCCGUCCGUCGUCACAGGGGAGGACCAAGGGGAAGCCUCUGGGAAGCCAUGUUGCCAGGGGGGCGCCUGGGGGCUGAAGAGGAUCACAUACGUCUGCUUCCGGGCACCCUCUGGUGCCAACCGCACCCCUGAGCCCUGGAGCUUCCCUUGGAGCGCCGCAUGUCGCUGAGCGCCAGCCAGCCGGGGGGUCCCCCCGAGUGCUACGGGGGCCCCCCCACGAGCAGCGGGGGAGGCGGCGGUGGGGCGAUGCAGAACGGUGCCUACUCGUGGGUGGGGGCGCCCCCCGCCCUGAGCCAGAAGAGCUGGCCACCAGGCUACCAGGCCUCCCUCACCAACCUGUUCCUGAAGAAGAACCCGCUGCAUUUCGGCACGGGCAUCUCCCAGCUGGCGGCCGCCUCCAGCUACCUGGAGAAGAUGUCAACUCUGGGCUCCGCGGCUGCGGCUGCGGCGGAGCACGGCCACCACAAGUGUCCCCACCCGGACGCCAAGGACAAGCCCUACCCGUGCGACCUGUGUCACAAGUACCUGACGCUUUGCAACAGCCUGCGCGGUGCCGAGGGGGCGGGGCCCCGGGGCGCCGCCGGCGGAAUGCCGGGGGCUCUCGGGGGUGGCCUGCCUCCUGGGGAACGCAAGGGCCCCCUGCUGGGGCAGCAGCAGCAGCAACAGCAACAGCAGCAGCAACAGCAGCAACAACACCAGCACGGCGGCGGACAGCUUGUGGGGCCCUGCCAGCCCCAGUCCCUGCUGGAGCGGGCCAACGGUCACGGAGGCCCCGGGGGCCCCCCCCGCGCCCGCCCGCCGCCCACCAAGCAGUUCCUGUGCCCAGUGUGCCACAAGUAUUUCACGCAGAAGGGCAACCUCAAGACACACAUGAUGAUCCACACGGGGGAAAAGCCCUACUCCUGCCAGGUGUGUGGCAAGAGCUUCACCCAGAAGGGCAACGUGGACACCCACAUGAAAAUCCACACAGGCGAGAAGGAUUUCGGCUGCGAGGCGUGCGGGAAACGCUUUACCCAGAAAGGAAACCUGAAAACCCAUGUGCGGAGCGUGCACACAAAGGAGAAGCCCUUUGCGUGCGGCGUCUGCGGAAAGUGCUUCUCGCAGAAGGGCAACAUGCAGACGCACAUGCGCACGCACAACAAGGAGGACCGUUUUCCGUGUACUCUCUGCGGCAAAACGUUCUCCCAGAAGGGGAACCUCAAGACGCACAUGCAGCGUCACACGGGCCAGCUGCCGCCCCGCCGCUACGGCUCGCGGGGCUCACGCGCCGCCCAGGCAGUCACCGGAGGUCUCCUUCACCGGCCACACUUGGCCGCCGCCGCCGCAGCCUUUGCCCUCGCCUCCACGUCGGCCCAGCAGGCCUCGCCCAAGGCGCCGCCGGACAAGUCCCCCGCCAGGGGCAGUGGGCCCCCGACGCCCCUGAGCCCUGAGUUGGGCGGACCGCCCGGACGGGGAGACGACUCCUCGCCGGGCUCUGGCCACGGGGACCCCCGGCCCUUCUACUCGGCGCCGCCCACCCCGGCCCCUGGGCCACCACACUCCCCGCGCUGGCUGGUGCACCCGCGGCACUACGACGGCGGGUUCCAGGCGCCCCCCUACCCGUCGUCGCUCCAUCACCCGCCCCUGGCAUCGCGCUUGGCACUGCUGGGGGCGGGCUCGCCGCAGCACCAGCCUCACAGCGCGUCGGGGGGCGCCUCGCCCGAGGACAAGACCUCGGCGCAGCAACAACAGCAACAGCAGCAGCAGCAACAGCAGCAGCAACAACAACAGCAGCAGCAGCCCUCCCAGCAGCAGCAGCAGCAGCAGCAACACCACCUCGGCACGGGAGACUCAUUCCACUCGCCGAGCAACCCCGACUUCUCGCAGCUCCUCGAGUGACGCCGCCGCCACUGCGGCCUACGACCGGGAGUGACGGCCGUGGGGGGCGACCCUCGCUGACUCUGUCGCCCCCCACGUGGGGGUCUCCGGUGUGGCUUGCAGGGGGACCCUUUGACCCUGAAACUGUGCGCACGUUGGGACUCCCCCAGCCUCCCCCUUUCUCUUUGGAACUGUCGGCCGUGUCUGUCUCUCCCGGAAGCUGCGGUGGGUUGUUGCCUGCACCGAAUGGGUUUUGCUCAAGACUCGACUCCGGGAACGGAGCCCGAAAAAUGCUGGUUUGUUGCUGUUCUUUUUUUUUUUCUUUCUCUCGAGUUAUUUUAUUUUGUCUCCCUCCAGAUCAUGCUCUCUGUUCUGUCGUCUAUCGUCGCGAGGACGGAUGUAAAACCGUAAGCGGUCCUUCUUUCUGCUCUAGCGCUGUACAUAGGGUUUAUCUGGCAUGCCUUUCGUUCCCCGCACACCCGUCAUUAUCCUUCUGCGUUCUGGACAGGGUAAUCCCGCGAGUGUCCUUCGGUUCCCGCGUCGGGAGUUAACCUUCUGCUCACGGCGGGCGUGCCUGCGAAGUCCGGCUCAGUCUCGCGUCUCUCUGUGCCCUCCUUUGACACGCUCACACCGCCGAGGGCUGGGGAGACGAACGGAGAAACGAUGACGGAGGCGAUGUCAUCUUUUCUCAUAUGUGUUCGUGAGGGAGGGUGGUUUGCCAAUUCCACCCAGAAGUCGCUCCGUGCUGAGUUCAAAGACGGGGAGGGAGUGGUGGGUGCAUGUGCCACCCUAAACCGACUCUAUGGGGGCCAUGCACAUUGUCUGGUUGCGAUGCCGCCGCUACGGGAGACGUCGCGUUUGGGGUCUGGGGUCCUCGACCCCCAUGUGGCGAAUUCCGUGCCAAGGCACCAACGAAAAAAAAAAAAAAAUCUGUGAUCGUUUUCUUUUGACUUUUUCUUAUCUCUCUUUCUCUCUCUCUCUCUCUCUCUCUCUCUCUCACUCACUGGAGUUUUAAGCGAGAAAUCCUCUUAUAUUUCUUUCGGUGCCGUUCUCUUCUUGCCGGAUAGGUUUUACCACUCUUUGUUUUUCGUUUCGUUUACCUGGCAGAGUAUUCUCGUCGGUUUUUGGGGUGGAUCCUUUUCUUUUUUUUAUCUAAUGGCCCACUUCUUUUAUGCCCCUUGGAUCUCAUGAUGUCGUGUUCGUCCGUGUUAGUUCCUUAUCGUUUUUUUCCGUUCAAUUUUUCGCAGUGUGUCGGUUCUGCGCAUGGAUGUCUUUUCGACCUGCUGUUGAGUUCCUGCCCCCUCUCUCUUUUCCCUCAUUCUUCUUUAAGGUGAUGUCUGUCGUUUCCUGCCUGGCUUUCUUUUUGCUUUCUUAUUUUUCUCGUCGUUUCUUCGGUUUUUUUUUUUUUUUUUUUUUUGUGAAAACAACAAUAACAAUAAUAUUCCCAAGACUUCGUACCACACAGAAUUGAAACUUUCCUGAGCCGAGUUUUGGCACAGUUUCAAAAAAAAAAAAAGGAAAAAAAAAUCACGGUGGUAGCAUUGCUGAGCGGGCCAUUUUCUUUUCUACUUUACUGUACUUCGUGGCGUGGGUCGGUGUAUUUCUCUCGUUAUCUGGGUGCCUCGGCCACUGCUGCCACUGCCACCACUGCAGUGUCUCCUCACUCAUCUCGGCUCCCUCUGUGUCGGUCUGUUUCCCUGCCUGCUUAACCUGUCGUCAGAUCAUUGCUGCUGUCUGUAAACGAAUCAUACCCAUAACUGUCUGUUUCACGUAAGCAUUAUAAAGCGGAAAGACUGUCAAAAGAGACUGCGUCAGGCUAGGGUCACAGCGGACACACGGUAACGGGGUGUUCGGUAAGAGCCGAGGAUGAGCGACCUUACUUCCUGCAGUGUGUUUUGGCCUUUGGCUCCCUUUCUGCAUUGUCUGCCCUGGAGGCUUCUCCGCUCCAUGAGGCGGUGAUGCCGGGGGUGGCGGUUGGUGCAGUUUGGAAGCCGGCUUGGGUACGGUGCCAAGCUGUUUGAUGACAGCCUCCCUCGACGCGGUCUGAUAACUCGGCAUUGUCUAUAUCCUUGAGAAACCUUGAACACCGCAGCCAGCAUAAAGCUCCAAGAAGCUCCUUGCUGCUGGCAGCACAGACGCUGCAAUGAAAUCAAAACGCCACCCCCUGGCAGCACUGUUCGUGUUGGCGUUUUUUGUGCAAUAAUCACUUCCCCUCGUUUGGUGAAUCUGCCCCUUGCACUUGGAACAUUCUUUGCUUUUUCGAGCCUUGCUUUGCCUUGUCCCUCUUGCGUUGCUGGACGAACGACAAUCUUUCGAAGAAGGAACAUUUUCGACCUGUAGCUCUCCUUCCUUCCGCCCACGUCUGUCAGGAGCCGUGACGAAGACAGCCAUGGCACACCGGUUGCCGAUGCCCCCUUUGUUUCGAGGGCCUAACUGUCGUCUUUACUUUGAUGGGCGGUUUUCGUAGUCACCGAGUUACAAGUUGGAGGAGGAGUAGAGAGGGUUUCUGUUUUGUCAAGUCAGUCGUUUUCGAGACCUGAUCGUUUUUUGACAGGUUGUGCUUAGAGGGGGGGAACACUGUUGUCGAGCUUUGUGGAAAGCGAAAUGCAAAUAUGAUGAUAUCAAAAAACGAGGUGCAGUGAGGUUGUUUAUUUUGGUUUGUUUUUUUACACAGGCUAUUUUCUUUUUUUUGUCUGACUUUUUUUUUUUUGCCUUCGCACGUUUACAAGUGCGUUUCCAGGAGACCAAAAGCAAAAGGAUGCGGUCUGCCACUAAGUGUGGCAUCCGCCGGACACUGGAUGAGUUCAAACUGUUUCCCUGCUAGUCCUGGCUAGAGUUGAUUUGUUCCUUUGUUUGUUGGAGAGAGGUUUGAGGGGAAGGAGGGGUGGCACUCUCUGCACGGGAGUCCGUCAAUCAAAAUGAGCCGGUCCGAACGGACAGGUCUGAAAGAAACGGCUGUACAAACUCUUCGAUGAGAUGGGCUAAAAGUAAGCUAAUAUUCUAGGUUCUUCAUAAAAUAAAAUGUUUUUGUCUUUUUUUUUAUAGUGAUCUAAUUCGUUCAAUAAAUUUUUAAACGGUGGAUCAAGAGGGUGCUAGAUCUCGAAACGGCUAGUUUAUGCUUGCGUCGGUCUUUUAUACCGUGCAACAUUUAACGGAAGAGACUUCCGUAUUUGGCUCCUUUAAAGUAUUUAUUUCCAAUUACGACACCCAACGUUUCCGAAUUGGCAAUUUCUCGUCGAAGUCCCGUCGGCCACUCUCUCCUCGUUCUAGUGGCCGUUUUGGCAUUAGUUAUUUAUGAAGGCAGACGACCGAACCGACGCAGUGCUACGAGGAGGAGUGGGAGCAGGCCGGGCGGACGUCUGACCCGCACACUCCUUCGUUACGCGAGGGAUCCUUUGGACGGAGGAGUCGUGUCUUGCUCUUCUGGUUAUGCAGACCUUCGGUUGUUGGGACGGGGGGGAUUGGUUCGGACCUGUCUCCCCCUUGCAGACUUUUGACGGACGUUGGCAGCGCUCUCUGAGGUUGCUACGCGCGGGCGGCCUUCGAGGCUCGCCCGAAAAGCCACCCGCCCCGAUCGGCGGGUGUGCCGGUCGAAUGCAAUACGAGUCGUCGUCGGUUCUUCCGCAAAGUGGAAACCGCGUGGAUGCAGCAAAGUUUCCCGUCGGCCUCGCAGCCGGCCUUCCUGUAUACGUACGGAGGACGAGGAGUCUGGCGUGUGUGGCGCUACGCAUUCUCUCUCCCAAAGGUUUCUGUUCCCCCUCCUCGUUUGGGCGAUCCUAGUAAGACUAGGCGUCUCGCCCCACCCCCUCUGUUGUCUGUCCUUCCCGAGCGUCUGUUGAGAGCCCGGGCGGGGCAGCUCGAGCGUUUCUGCGUGGUCCGCCGUGGUUGUGCGCAGCCAUGGCACAUUCUUCUCUAAGAAGGAAAAUCGAAAAUGAAAAUGUUUCAUUGUCGGCGUUUGCCGGCCAGUGUCUUGUCGUUUUAUAGAGCCGCAAUGGUCGUCACGUUUAACGACGUGUUUGUCUACGUGUGUGACAACGAUGAUGGUGAUGAGUGUAUGUGUCUGCGAGGGAACGUCCAGUCUUUCCCUUUGUUUGGUGUUGCGUAGAGAAUUCUGGUGCUUUUAUGUCGAAGAAAAAUGCGAAGCCGUCGAGGGAGGCCCCCGCUAUUGCUCGUGAAGAUUCUCCGAUUGUCUAUUAACAUUGGCAGCUAGCUCUGUCCGAGCUUCUCAGUUGUAUCGUACUAGAAGCAGAUGCUCCGGUCGAGCUAGACCAUUUCAUUUCCAACGUGAAGACUUAUGUUGCAAGCUCCACUUUCAAAGAUGAAAAGACAGAAUUUGGAUCCGUCCUGUUCAAACGUUUGUACUGCACUCUUUGCAAGGAUGAAAAAAGAAGGGUAGAGAGAUGACUAGCUUUUCACUCGAAUCAGUAAGGACUCUGUGGUUGGGUGGAGCACAAGAAAUAGACAGGGGCUAUUGGAAGAUGAUGUUUUGACUGGAUAAAUUUCUGUGUUGCAUUGUGUUUAGAAAGAACCUGGUCGGAAUUAAUGUGGGUGAGUAUGCUUUAUACCUUGGUUCGAUAUUUUCCUCUCGAACCAAAUUCUGUGAUAGCUACACUUCCUCUGCUUUCUUUUAAACAUUUUUUUUUUUUUUUUAGAUGCAAAUGUGCAAGUGUGUUUUAAGGUGAAAUUCAUUCCAGUAAAGACACUACUGUUUUUCUUUUUUUUGUGUGUUUUUUUGACUAGUUUACAUUUCUUGGGGUCUGGACGAUACUAAGCAGGGUAUAAAUGGCUGAGUGGUCUCGUAGAGUGGAACUACGCAUCUAGUCUUGCGAUAGAAUAAUGACUUGUACUCUUUUUAUUUUUUACCUGUAUGUAGCCACGAUGCGUGAGCAAAGAAACACGGAUGCAUUUUUUGGUGUAUUGUGCUGACAAGCGUGUGUGAAACAAGAGGAAAGCCUAAGCGACAUGCUACCACUUACCAAACAAAGCUGGUUUUAUUUUACCCUGUCUUUUGGCUUUCUCAUUGGAGACAUUAUCAAGCUCAAAAACCAUCUCGUCUCUUCGUUUCUCUAAAAUGAAGUAUGCUUGUACCGGUGUUUCUUUAAGUGCCACAGACAUCUAGUGCCAGAAGAAAAGAAUGUGCGAGGCUUCUGUUUUUCUCAAAGUAGUGGCCAUGCGGUCCUCAUAUAAGGUCUUAGAAUAACCUUAUGAGGUCAUUGUGAGGUCGGUCUCAUUGCAUUACACUUGCAGACCGGCCUUACAAUGAGGCUGCUGAUGCUGCGUGCCCGUUUCCUCGAGCAAAACAGUUCCCGGUCUCCGCACCCUAUUUGACCGCUGCCAUGAUUGGCAUGAUUGGCUCUGCCGCUGUUUUGUGCUUAGUCAUGCUGAUGUGUUUCUCACUUUACCAAGGUCUAGUUUUCGAAGUAACCCACCGCAGAGAUGACAGCAUCUCGAAUGGCAAUUUCGCUUGUGUGUGACUGCAGACCCAUUGUUCACGGGCGUCUCAUGAGCCAUAGCCGCGGUAGCAGACAGUGCCAGCAAGGCACCUCCGUUACCGUGCAGGCACGGUGUGAUACCCCCAUCUGUACCAGCGUGUGAAAGAGGAGAGAGAAAAAAACAUGUCAGCUUUUCUGAAUGUCGUGCAAGCAAGAAGACUGUGAUGAAACAAAUCCAAGAGGGAAGAAAAGUUCGCUCCCGAACGGACUUUUUGGACCUUCCUCCUUUGUUUCGCCCUCCCAAAAGACUUUGGACGAAGUGCGCGGCCUAGCCGCCUCGUGUGUCACUUUUCUCUUAUCAUCUCUUUUUUUCAGAGCCUCGUGGUGAAGCCCGUGUGUCGUAGCGCUGUAUAUGUGAUGGAGAAAAGCUGUCUUCAAAGUAACGCUGGAUCGAUGCGCGAUUUUCCCCCCCCCCGGUGCGUCAGUGUGUAUGUGUAUCCGAAUCUCGAGGUGUUGGAUGGUAUCAUGCGAACAGGGCAUCCGCCGAUGCCAGCAACGAUUGCAUUUCCUCGCCAGGGAAGAGUAUUCACUGCAUUUCUCUUGCUGUUCCCAAUAGUUUGCCUUCCCCCCCCACCCCCCCCCCCCCCCUGCAAAGUCCCCAAGUGCUACUGUCCCCUGCUGCUGUCACCUCCUGACCCGAGCUUGUUGAGAUGUUUUCUGUGCGCCGAGUACAGCUCUCCUCCCUCCAAACUUGUUUGGAUCGAGCCAUAGAAUGACCGAUUGAUUGUGACAGUUGCGCUGCUGCUACUUUGGACGCUGAGUUUCCUUUUUGAUGAAGGCAAGCAAAGGCGACUGGUGCCGCUUGUGCCGUUUUUGUGCUUACAUGUUGCUGCUUUUCUGCUCGAUGAUGUCUUCCCCUUGGCUGUUCUCAUAGUCUCCUCUGCUCCCAUACGAAGAUUCAUUUCAAAUAAACUUUUUUUUUUAGUUGAAAGA